AUGGCCGACUUUCUCCUCCAUGAGAGCCCUAUGGGUUACUCUCUUUUCAAGGUCACCCACCAGGCCGACAGCGUUGGCAAUCGCCUCAAGGAGGUUCAGGAGGGUGUUAAUGACCUUGCCAAGUUUGGCAAGAUGGUCGAACUUAGCAGUUUUGUGCCUUUCGAAAACAACAAGCAGGCCCUUAGCGAAAUCAACGACGUCUCGGAAGGUGUUGCUUCUGAAACUCUGAUCUCAUUCCUCGAGUUGAAUCUUCCUAAGCCCAGCAAGAAGAAGAAGGUCGUGGUGGGAGUUGCUGACAAGGCUCUUGCCGGAAGUAUCAAGUCGGCCUUUGAUUUCGUUGACUGCGAAACCGGAGACACCAGUGAAAUCGUUCAGGAUAUGCUCCGUGGACUUAGAUUACACGUUGGCAAGCUCUUGAAGCAACUCCGUGAGGGCGAUAUUGAUACCGCGCAGCUUGGUCUUGGUCACGCCUAUUCGCGUGCCAAGGUUAAGUUCUCCGUGCAGCGCGAUGACAACCACAUCAUUCAGGCCAUUGCUAUCCUCGACCAGCUCGACAAGGCUAUCAACACAUUCUCCAUGAGAGUCAGAGAAUGGUACUCGUGGCACUUCCCUGAACUCGUCAAGAUUGUUUCCGACAACCAACGCUACGCUCAGCUUGCCCUUUUCGUGAAGGACAAGAAGAACUUGACUGACGAGAACCUGCACGACAUUGCUGCCCUUGUGGAAGACGAUGAGGGAGUUGCUCAGAGCAUCAUUGACGCUGCCAAGCACAGUAUGGGUCAGGAAAUCUCCGAGUCUGACAUGGAGAACGUGAUCUCCUUUGCGCACCGAGUCGUUAGCCUUUCUAAGUACCGCAAGUCUUUGCACACUUACCUGGUCUCCAAGAUGAGCGUUGUCGCACCUAACCUUGCUGCGCUGAUUGGAGAGAUCGUCGGUGCCCGCUUGAUCUCCCACGCUGGUAGCUUGACCAACCUGUCCAAGUACCCCGCAUCGACCGUCCAAAUUCUCGGUGCGGAGAAGGCCCUUUUCAGAGCCCUGAAGACCAAGGGAAACACACCGAAGUACGGACUUCUGUACCACUCUUCUUUCAUUGGCAGAGCCGGUCCCAAGAACAAGGGCAGAAUCUCUCGUUUCCUUGCGAACAAGUGCUCUAUCGCCUCCAGAAUCGAUAACUUCUCCGAGGAGCCAUCGACAAAAUUCGGAGAGGUCCUUAAGAACCAGGUCGAAGAGCGCCUGGAGUUCUACGCUACUGGCGCCGCACCCAUGAAGAACGAGCUCGCAAUGAAAAACGCCAUGGAUGCUGUCCUGGCCGACAUGGACAUUGAUGAUGACCAAAGCGACGAUGAGAUGAAGGAUGCCAAGGCCGAGACCCCCAAGAAGGAAGAGAAGAAGGAAAAGAAGGACAAGAAGGAGAAGAAAGAAAAGAAGGAGAAGAAGGACAAGGGUGAGAAGGAAGAGAAGAAGAAGAAGAGAAAGUCGGAUGUCGAUGGCGAAUCCGAGAAGAAGAAGCGAAAGCACGACAGCGAUGCUGAGCCGUCCAAGAAGAAGAAGAAGGUCUAA
Aspergillus wentii DTO 134E9 is the source of this 1560-nucleotide messenger RNA. It is a transcript of the gene sik1, whose product is annotated as snoRNP complex protein NOP56. The coding region runs from base 1 to 1560 and encodes 519 amino acids. The transcript is spliced from 3 exons. The record is from RefSeq and is a predicted model, not a curated record. Gene Ontology annotation, molecular function: snoRNA binding. Gene Ontology annotation, cellular component: box C/D methylation guide snoRNP complex; small-subunit processome. Lineage: Eukaryota; Fungi; Ascomycota; Eurotiomycetes; Eurotiales; Aspergillaceae.